Cordyceps militaris CM01 is the source of this 1014-nucleotide messenger RNA. RefSeq names its product UMTA methyltransferase family protein. Gene Ontology annotation, molecular function: methyltransferase activity. Bases 1 to 1014 code for a protein of 337 amino acids. The transcript is spliced from 3 exons. The record is from RefSeq and is a predicted model, not a curated record. Lineage: Eukaryota; Fungi; Ascomycota; Sordariomycetes; Hypocreales; Cordycipitaceae.
AUGGACCUCCGCUACGACUUUGAGUCUACCUCUGACUACGCCGGCUCGUUUUCGGCCUCAGAGUUUACCUCGGUCAAGACGAACCGUUUGCUCAAUCUUUACGAGCAUGGCCGGUAUGCCUGCCCCUCCGCCAACAGCGGCUCUACUAACCUGGCCAGUCGCUACCAAGCCGUCGUCGCCGAUCGUUACGGGCUCCCCAAUGAUGAAGCCGAGCAGCUUCGCGAGGGCAUCAAGCACAGGCUCUACCUCGAUCACAUCCUCAAAGGUCAUCACUUCUUCGCCCCCAUCGGUGAUGGCCCCCAAAAGAUUGUCGAUCUUGGGACUGGGACCGGCAUAUGGGCUAUGGAAGUCGCUGAAAAAUUUCCCAGUGCCCGAGUCAUUGGAACUGACAUUUCCGCCAUUCAACCGAGUUGGACGCCCCCAAAUCUUGAGUACCGUGUCGAAGAUCUCGAGGACGACUACCGUCCGUGGACGAGCAUCUACAACGAUGCCGAUCUCGUACACUGUCGGUUUUUCAUGCAAGUGAUUCGCGACCCUAAGCGCAUGGUGGACACAAUAUUCGACCGUCUGAGACCCGGCGGUUGGAUCGAAUGCCACGACAUUGUGGCGGAAGUCUACUCCAAAGACGCAUCUGUUGGCAAGGACCACCCCAUAAACCAGCUAUACCAUCUCAUAGACGGCCCAUUCACCGAGGUAUACAAGUGGAAUCUGCACAUCGUACUGGAGCUGCCCAGCUUACUUCGCGAGGCUGGCUUUGUCAACGUGUCAACCCGCCGGAACAAGAUUCCCAUAGGCCGCUGGCCAAGCGAGCACAGCGAGCGGGAGAUGGGCCUUUUUCAGCAGACUAUUAUCCUAGACUUUGCACUGGCUGUCUUGGCCAGGCAUGACAUCCUCGGAUUAGACCAAGACGAGGCGGCCGAGCUGGGCCAGCAAGUGGUCGACUGCGUACAUGACCCCGGCAUGCACGCUUACAUGGACUGGGCCGACGUGUGGGCACAAAAACCCGUAACCUGA